AUGGCGAGUCAAUGUUUUAUUUGUGCUACAGAAUUUAGUUUCUUCAAGAAGGAGUAUGGCUGUGCUAAUUGUGGUCAUGCAGUUUGUAAAAAAUGUUGUUCAAAGAAAGCAGUUGUUCCAAAACUUGGAACACAUCCCCAGCAUGUAUGCACAAAGUGUUAUGAGAGACUGACUCAUCCCAAUAGUGAGGUACAGAACAGAGAAAACAUGGCUAGGUAUUCACCUCCUUUGAACUUUAAAAAGAGACUUGAAGCACAAGCAUCUGGAGGGACAUCCACUGGGAUAGACAGUGCUAGAAGUGCUCAUUGUACACCACCACAUCAUUCUGGUGGGCAACUCAAAUACAAAGGAAUGUCACCAAAGGACCAAGAAAUAGCAGAAAGACUGGAAAAAUUAAAAUCUGAGAGAAGAAAAGAAAGAGGAUAUGUACCUAGUACUUCAGAAAUGGAAGAGAGAUUAGCAAAGUUGAAAGGAAUGGAUCCAGAAGUGUUCAAACAACCUUCCAAACCUGUAUACCAGCCACCAGACAACAGAACUUUCCAAGAUCAGUUUAAUGAUUUAUUUACAGAAAUAUCAGACGAGGUUACAUUAGACGCUAAAAUAGCCGGACAAACACAAGAUGAUGACAAAACUUCAAUAGACGAUGCUCCACAGGAACAGAUCCAUCAAGAUGGCCGUACCACACAGGCAGAAAACAGUCAAGAAAAUCCAGAAGAGAAAUCCAAAAGAUUAGCAGCAGAAGCUGAUAAACUGAUAGAAGAAACAAAACGUCAAAUUAAAUUAGCAGAAGGAAAAAAAUCAAUUGAGCAAGAGGUGGAGGAGAGGCUCGGAAGAUUACGUAGCAAUGAUGGGGUGACCCCAAUUGGGGAAGCAACAGCAUGCCCUACAAAUAUAGACGAUGAUGACUUGAGUGAAGAAGAAUUAAGGAAACGAGUUAUAAAAGCGAUAAUGGAUGAAGAUGCCCUUGAUAAGAAAGUCAGAUCUGAAGGUUAUGGUGACCUCCUGGAAAAAGCACUGAGAAGAGACAUUCCCAUUGAUCCGGAUGAGUUGCCAUGGUGUUCUAUAUGUAACAAUGAUGCCAUACUACGAUGCCAAGGAUGUGAUAAUGAACUAUUCUGUAAACGGUGCUUUGGACUAGGACACGAUAGGAUAGACAGACAUGAUCAUAAAACUACACCUUAUCCACCAUCAGGCAUUCAACAAUGA
Messenger RNA from Saccoglossus kowalevskii, 1206 nucleotides. Its product is annotated as abscission/NoCut checkpoint regulator-like. Gene Ontology annotation, molecular function: metal ion binding; phosphatidylinositol-3-phosphate binding. Lineage: Eukaryota; Metazoa; Hemichordata; Enteropneusta; Harrimaniidae. Gene Ontology annotation, biological process: mitotic cytokinesis checkpoint signaling; abscission. The record is from RefSeq and is a predicted model, not a curated record. Gene Ontology annotation, cellular component: centrosome; midbody; cleavage furrow.